CUUCCCGGCGCGGGCAGGCGGUGCGCGGCGGCCAAGCGGGCGAUGAAGAAGAAGCAGCAGCAGCAUCCCGGCGGCGGCGGCGGCGCGGAUGCCUGGUCCCACGGGGCCCCUCUGGGGGGCGCCCCUCCGGGUCCGGGCAGCUGGAAGCGCCGGCUCCCACUGCUGCCUCUCCUGCGCUUCUCCCUCCGGGACUACGGUUUCUGCAUGGCCACCCUGCUGCUCUUCUGCUUGGGUUCUCUCUUCUAUCAGUUCAGCGGCGGACCCCCGCGCUUCCUGCUCGACCUGCGGCAGUAUUUGGGAAAUUCCACUUACUUGGAUGACCACGGGCCACCUCCUAGUAAGGUACUACCUUUCCCGAGCCAGGUGGUCUACAACAGAGUGGGCAAGUGUGGGAGUCGGACUGUGGUCUUGCUUCUGAGAAUCUUAUCAGAGAAGCAUGGAUUCAAUUUGGUCACUUCAGACAUUCACAACAAAACCAGGCUCACUAAAAAUGAACAAAUGGAACUGAUUAAAAAUAUAAGUACUGCCGAACAGCCCUAUUUAUUCACUCGACAUGUUCAUUUCCUCAACUUCUCAAGGUUUGGAGGAGACCAGCCUGUCUACAUUAACAUCAUUAGAGACCCUGUCAACCGGUUUUUAUCCAACUAUUUUUUCCGUCGAUUUGGAGACUGGAGAGGAGAACAAAAUCACAUGAUCCGCACCCCCAGCAUGAGGCAGGAGGAGCGCUACUUGGAUAUCAGUGAGUGUAUUCUUGAGAACUACCCCGAGUGUUCCAACCCCAGGUUAUUUUACAUCAUCCCGUACUUUUGUGGACAGCAUCCCAGAUGCAGGGAGCCUGGUGAGUGGGCCUUGGAAAGAGCGAAAGUGAACGUGAAUGAAAACUUCCUUCUUGUGGGGAUUCUUGAGGAGUUGGAAGAUGUGUUGCUUUUACUGGAGAGAUUUUUACCUCAUUACUUCAAGGGUGUGCUCGGCAUCUACAAAAACCCAGAGCAUAGGAAACUUGGAAACAUGACUGUGACCGUGAAGAAGACUGUCCCCUCGCCUGAGGCCGUGCAGAUCCUCUACCAGCGAAUGCGAUAUGAGUAUGACUUCUACCACUACGUCCGAGAGCAGUUCCACCUGCUGAAACGCAAGUUUGGACUGAAGUCUCAUGUCAGCAAGCCCCCUCUGAGACCACAUUUCUUUAUCCCAACUCCACUGGAAACUGAGGAGCCCAUUGAUGAUGAGGAGCAAGAUGAUGACAAGUGGUUAGAAGAUAUUUAUAAGAGGUGAUGCAACACUGUGGAAUUGCCUACCAUGGCUUCAUCUCCCUUUCCAGAAAGUUUGUUUGUUUGUUUGUUUGGAGGGAGAAAAAAGAACCUUUAAGGGACUAUAUUAAUGCUUGGCUGCAUUAAAAAGAACAAAACAUUCCCACAUGUUGGGGUCAUUGGGAGAUGCCCGGUUUUGCGGGUUUUAUUUGUUUAAUUUUAUUCUAUGUUUUUCUUGGCUCCUUGGGUCCUUCCCAGGGAUACUCAACGGUUCCAUCACAAGAACAUCUCAUCAUAAAAUUGCUUUUCCUCCCCUAGUAUAAUGGGAGGAAGCGGGAG
Molecule: messenger RNA, 1586 nt
Organism: Chrysochloris asiatica (Cape golden mole)
Lineage: Eukaryota; Metazoa; Chordata; Mammalia; Afrosoricida; Chrysochloridae
Gene: UST
Product: uronyl-2-sulfotransferase
Exons: 8
Coding region: 43-1272 (409 amino acids)
Cellular component (GO): membrane
Molecular function (GO): sulfotransferase activity
Source: RefSeq, a predicted model, not a curated record